AUGGUCUGUAUUGUGAAUGAGUCACCGUAUAGUCGUAGUGCAGACAGACAUAAGGUCCAGGUCCUGUUCCCAGAGAAGCCCCAGAGAAGCCCCAGAGAAGCCCCAGAGAAGCCCAAGAGAAGCCCCAGAGAAGCCCAAGAGAAGCCCCAGAGAAGCCCCAGAGAAGCCCCAGCGAAGCCCCAGAGAAGCCCCAGAGAAGCCCCAGAGAAGCCCCAGAGAAGCCCCAGCGAAGCCCCAGAGAAGCCCCAGAGAAGCCCCAGAGAAGCCCCAGCAAAGCCCCAGAGAAGCCCCAGAGAAGCCCCAGAGAAGCCCCAGCGAAGCCCCAGAGAAGCCCCAGAGAAGCCCCAGAGAAGCCCCAGCGAAGCCCCAGAGAAGCCCCAGAGAAGCGGCAGAUACAGAGGGACCAAAUGUUGA
This is a messenger RNA of Oncorhynchus gorbuscha (pink salmon), 414 nucleotides long. RefSeq names its product alpha carbonic anhydrase 8-like. NCBI's taxonomy places the organism in Eukaryota, Metazoa, Chordata, Actinopteri, Salmoniformes, Salmonidae. The record is from RefSeq and is a predicted model, not a curated record. The transcript has a single exon. Bases 1 to 414 code for a protein of 137 amino acids.